AUGAAACUGAUACACCAGGAAAUAAAAAUAUUGUAUCAUGCAGUAUUAAAAACGAAGAAGAUCCCAAAUGGAGUGAAUAAAAAUAAAACGAAUCUCUCAAGGGAUUCAAGCAAUCAUCUCUUAACUUCAGAUACCAAUCAAGGAGAUUCAGGAGGAUCAAUAGAUUCGGAAUGUGAAUCAUGUAGUGAAGAAGGUGCCACAUAUAAUGUUCCAGGAGCAAAAGAAACUCAAAGUACACCAGAGACACCUUUUAAUAUUAGAGCAUACAUUUUUAGGAUCUCAUUAAAUGGGAUGAACCGACUAAAUAACAAUUUCAUGUUUUUUGGAACAUAUAAGGAAAAAAUUAUAAAUAUAUCUAAUGUAAUCCAUGAUAUAUAUAAUACAACUUUAUCUAAUAUAAAAAAUGGUUUCGAUAAAUAUAUUAAUUUUUUUAAUGAUAUUAUUGAUAAUAUAAGUAGCGGUUUUAAAAAAGUAGAAACAUAUGCUAUUUCGGGGAUAAAAAAUAUGGAUUAA
Molecule: messenger RNA, 513 nt
Organism: Plasmodium yoelii
Lineage: Eukaryota; Apicomplexa; Aconoidasida; Haemosporida; Plasmodiidae
Exons: 1
Coding region: 1-513 (170 amino acids)
Source: RefSeq, a predicted model, not a curated record